AUGGACUCGACCUACUCAAGUCACGACUUCGACAUUUACUCACGCACUCCCAGACCGAGGACAGAUAGUGGAGUGUCUACGACAGAAGGACUUCUCCAGAGCCUGCAGCUUACCGCGACGACAUCCUUCGAGACGGCAUCGUACACCACCAGCAGACCUUCGUCCUCCCGCGGCCUCGCCUCGCCCGCCUACCCAAGUUCGCGCCUCUCCCACUCACCGGGCUACUUGUCCACCCGUCUUCCUCAGCACCAAGAUUCCUUCCCGUCUCUGCCAUCUGAACCCACCGUCUCCGGCGCGGGGUGGUUUGAGCCGGAUCAAUCACGGACCCAGGGCGCGCCACUGCUCCGGCUUGAACCUGCAAAAGACGAGCUCGGAGCCUCGGCAUCAUCGCCUCCGAUCCCAUCGACCGAGACGGAAGCUAUGAGUACCGUGGCCCUCUCAUACGACCCGGCAUUUAACAUGGGCACCAGACCAUCCUUUGCCUGGCCAGGUACACCACGCCGCAUUGAUUUUCGCCCACAGUCAUGCGAGUUCGCCUGCUUACCAGUCGUGACAGUGAUGGAUUCAGGGACUGGCCUCCUUCCUCCUGAGCUCGGUCCGUACGGGUCGGAUGCCAGUUUUACGCCGUCUAGCGAGUCGAGAUCGGUCACAGCAAGCCCUCCCAGGACAACGCUCACCGCGGAACAGCGGGAGUUGAAACGACAGAGGGACCAGGCCCGCCACAACUCUAAAUUGCAAGCGCGCGGGCGCAGGACAGACAGCGCUUCUUCUUCGGUCUAUUCGCCGCCCAUGACCAUAGCCGACCUGACGACUGGUGCCUCGAGCAUGCCCGUGUACACGACCGCACCAUCUCAGAUCUCGCUUCUUACAGAACCUUCGGCACCGCAAUACUUGCCGCCGUUUUCGCCGCCGCUGCAAGACCAGAACCAGGCCAGCAUGUUCAACAGCCACUAUCCUUCUCAGUCUUACCUGCCCGACUACGGCUAUCCGCCAUCAACCGGCCCGAGCCUGCCGUCGCACUAUGGGUAUGUCACAGGCCGACGACAGCCAUCAAAGUCCUUAAUAUUAACUCUCUGCAGUCGGCCACUUGUCCCCGAGCCGAACCUUGGGAUGUACCCCGUGGCCCCGGUUAUCCCCCAAGGGCCGUCCGACACAGCUGGGCAAGUCAGAGUGGUACACAGCCGGCCAAAACCACAGUGUUGGGAGCACGGGUGCAACGGGCGGCAAUUCUCAACCUUCAGCAACCUCCUCAGGCACCAGCGGGAGAAGUCUGGGCAAGCGGCCAAGGCGACAUGUCCAAACUGCGGGGCAGAGUUUACGCGGACGACGGCCAGGAACGGCCACUUACUACACGACAAGUGCAAGAAGAAGAACGCUGGCAACUAA
This is a messenger RNA of Parathielavia appendiculata, 1386 nucleotides long. RefSeq lists its product as uncharacterized. The record is from RefSeq and is a predicted model, not a curated record. Bases 1 to 1386 code for a protein of 461 amino acids. NCBI's taxonomy places the organism in Eukaryota, Fungi, Ascomycota, Sordariomycetes, Sordariales, Chaetomiaceae. The transcript is spliced from 2 exons.